Messenger RNA from Conger conger (European conger), 1437 nucleotides. Its product is annotated as hexokinase-4-like. Gene Ontology annotation, molecular function: fructokinase activity; ATP binding; D-glucose binding. Bases 1 to 1437 code for a protein of 478 amino acids. Gene Ontology annotation, cellular component: cytosol; mitochondrion. NCBI's taxonomy places the organism in Eukaryota, Metazoa, Chordata, Actinopteri, Anguilliformes, Congridae. The transcript is spliced from 10 exons. The record is from RefSeq and is a predicted model, not a curated record. Gene Ontology annotation, biological process: intracellular glucose homeostasis; regulation of insulin secretion; glycolytic process.
AUGCCCUGUGUUAGUCCUCGCCGCAUGAUGAAGAUGAAGGUGCCCAAAACAUGCAGCUCCAUAUUAAGGAGAAUCCUCAUGGUAGAUCAGGUCCUGUCAGAGUUCUGGCUGGAGACGGAGGAGCUGAAGGAGGUGAUGAGGAGGAUGCAGCUGGAGAUGGAUCGGGGGCUAGGGGUGGUGACGCACGACCAGGCCAGCGUUAAAAUGUUACCAACUUAUGUUUGCCUGACCACAGACGGUUCAGAUGUGGGGGAUUUCAUUGCUCUGGACCUGGGUGGCACAAAUUUCCGGGUGAUGCUGGUGAAGGUGGGGGAGGAUGAGAAGAGGGGCUGGAAGGUGGAGACCAGGCACCAGGUGUACUCCGUCCCAGAAAAGGCCAUGACUGGCACAGCACAAAUGCUCUUUGACUACAUUGCUGAGUGCAUCUCAGACUUCCUGUCAAAGCAUCACCUCAAGCACAAGAAGCUCCCCCUGGGGUUCACCUUCUCCUUCCCUGUCCGACACGAGGACAUAGACAAGGGGUUCCUCGUGAACUGGACCAAAGGAUUCAAGGCUUCAGGGGCUGAGGGCAACAAUGUAGUCAGCCUGCUGAGGGAUGCUAUCCAGAGGAGAGGGGAUUUUGAGAUGGACGUGGUUGCCAUGGUGAACGACACAGUGGCCACCAUGAUCUCCUGCUACUACGAUGACCGGAGCUGUGAGGUGGGCGUAAUCGUAGGUACAGGGUGUAACGCCUGCUAUAUGGAGGAGAUGCAGAGGGUGGAGCUGGUGGAGGGAGAGGAGGGCCGCAUGUGUGUGAACACAGAGUGGGGGGCCUUCGGGGCCAACGGCGAGCUGGAGGAGUUCCGUCUGGAGUACGACCGCAGGGUGGACAGAACAUCACUCAACCCCGGCCAGCAGCUCUAUGAGAAGCUGAUCAGUGGGAAGUACAUGGGGGAGCUGGUGCGUGUGGUGUUGCUGAAGCUGGUGAGCCUGGGCCUGCUGUUCCACGGCCGUGCCUCCAGGCAGCUGAAGACCCGGGGCAGCUUCCAAACCUGCUUCGUGUCUCAGAUAGAGAGUGACACGGGGGACAGGGAGCAGAUCUGCAGCACCCUGUCCAGGCUGGGGCUGUCGGCCUCGCAGCUGGACUGCGACAUCGUGCGGCUGGCCUGCGAGAGCGUGUCCACGCGCGCGGCGCGCCUGUGCGGGGCGGGCCUCGCCAGCAUCAUCAACCGCAUGAGAGAGCGCCGCCGUCAGGACGUGCUGAAGAUCACCGUGGGCGCGGACGGCUCCGUCUACAAACUGCACCCGUGUUUCCAAGAAAAAUUUCACAAAGCAGUCCGUGAGCUGGCACCAUGCUGUGACAUCACCUUUGUCCAAUCAGAGGAAGGUAGUGGACGGGGAGCAGCGCUGAUAUCCGCGGGGGUGUGCAAGACGGCAGCCUGCGUGCUCAACAAGUGA